UCUGCGCAUGCGUGAGCCGCCUAUUGAAGUAGGUGAAGUAGGCAUGCCGAUGUGGCGUUGCAACUGGUGAGAAGCCAGUAAUAUAAGAUUAUAUGAUGGACAUUUUAUUGUUCAUGCUUUUCUUUGCCGGUAGUUUUGUCCAGGCAGAUGAAGACGAAAGGUUGCCAAAUAAAUGUGAAGUAUGUAAAUUCCUCACGGUGGAGCUUCAGGGAGCCCUGGACAAAAGUGGGAGAUCUAAGGAAGUAUUGGAAGUGGGGGAGGUGUUAGACACUGGCAAGCGCAAACGCAAGAUCAAGUACAACACUUCGGAAACGCGACUCACGGAGGCUAUGGACAACAUAUGUGAAAGAAUCCUUCAGUACAGCGUUCAUGCAGAGAGACCUGGCAGUCUCCGAUAUGCAAAGGGUGCAAGUCAGACCAUGACCACCUUGAAGAACUUGGUGGACAAGGGGGUGAAGGUGGAGCUCGGUUUGCCGUAUGAGCUGUGGGACGAACCGUCUGUGGAGGUGGCAGACAUGAAGAAGCAGUGUGAGAUCAUGCUGGAGGAGUAUGAGGAGGUGGUGGAGGACUGGUAUUUCCAUCAUCAGGAGCAGAAGCUGGAGAAGUUUCUCUGUGGUGCCCAUGUACUGAAGGACUCUGACCAGGAAUGUCUGAAGGAGAUGUGGAAGGGCGAUGUGGGAACAAAGGGAGCGCAGAGCCAGGAGGUUGCUAGUGAGCCCAAAGUGGAGAUGCACGAUGCCGGAGAACUUUGAGAAGGCAUGGGACAAGCUGACUGACAGACAGGGAAAUCGUACCAAGCUCCUCCUCCCAUCCUAAACAUCAGCCAUUUGCAGCCCAGUGGUGGUUGACCCUAACGCCAACCCAGGAUCUCCUCCAUGGUCCACGUCAGAUCAGAUGUAGAUCAGCCAUCUGAAGGCUGGUAGCCUCCAAGGAGGUGCUCUGUGACCCUUCUUCUCUGCUGCCGGCUGGACGUCAGGUCUGGGAAACUCCGAAGCAGCAGUAAGUGUCAGCGGCAGUGUGCAUGAUGUUCCACCAACCUUCUCAAGAAGUUUUUAUAAUAUUUAAUGUUUUUUUUCUUGUGCUCAUGUGCGCUACUUUAUAUUAAAGGCAAUUAUGAACAUUCUUUGUUUAAAGCAGUUACCACAUGGUGGCGCCAAAUAUCAAAUUUUAAAAAGCCACUUUCGCUAACUAACGAAACAGUCGCACUUAGGUGUCUUGUAAAUCGGUUCUUUAUCAACUUCAAGUUUUCAGGUGUAUAACAAAGGCUUCAGGUCACAUGAUGUUUUGCUUUUAUCAUCCUUGGAUCAAAAUAAUGUUUUCUGCUGACAAAUUUGUUCUCUUCGAUGUUUUUUGUCAAACACGGAACUGCUGAACGACCCAACUGUUAAUUUGCUGUCUGAGAAAUAGCAACGAUAAAGUAACGAGUAGCCCUGAAAGUAAUUAAUAGAUUGAUGCGAGUGUAAUGUUCUUUCCCAAAAGUGUUACAUUAUUUUUGUGUACAUGAUAUUGAGGUCCUCAGCUGAGUCAUUUUGGUUUCGUGAUUUCGAUGUUUUAGCCAGUAAAGCUUCAAAAGAAGCUUAUUGGAAAAAGGUAAGGAAGAGCAGAGAGUCCUGCUACAGGAUGCGACUAUAAUGUGAGAAAUCAGUCUUAGAAUUUGCUUGGAAGACAAAACUCUCCAGUGUAGAAUUUUUAAGCCCAAUCGGACCAUUGUUCCAUCGGGACUGAAAUGCUAAAAUGCGUACAGCUGUCUUUGGGAGCAUGUUGAUGUCUUGAUACCGACCAACACUGUGAUGCGUUUAAUAUUUUCUACCAGGAGAUAGCGGUCAAAUGUAAAGGGCCACGUACUUCUAUCAGUUUUGAAACUUAAAUUAGCCGCUUUUUCAUUGGCCACUGUAUCCCUGUACAGGUUUUCUUUUCCCAUAAAACGCUUGUUUCCUCCCAUUCAUAACACUGUCUCACAACUGAUGUCACUGGCAGUAAGAAACAGUGUAAUGUCCUGUUAAUACCCAAGAUCCAACAUAUGCUGCAAUUGAAUAUUUUUGGUUAUUUUUUAUGAGCAUCUUAGCUUUUUAUUGCAUUAAAAUGUAUUUUAUUUACUGACA
Molecule: messenger RNA, 2102 nt
Organism: Brienomyrus brachyistius
Lineage: Eukaryota; Metazoa; Chordata; Actinopteri; Osteoglossiformes; Mormyridae
Gene: cnpy4
Product: canopy FGF signaling regulator 4
Exons: 6
Coding region: 93-752 (219 amino acids)
Cellular component (GO): endomembrane system
Molecular function (GO): signaling receptor binding
Source: RefSeq, a predicted model, not a curated record